AUGAAAAGACGUGCAUCAAUAACGUUCUUGUACUAUUUGAUCUAUUGCCGCCUCGCGGUAUGUGCAAGCCUUCUCCUCCUUGUGGAGUUUCCAAGUGCAGGUCUAGCAUUUGACAGCACAUCCAAAGCAAGAAAGACAUUUGGCAGAAAAGAUCGACCAGAACGUUAUUGGCAGCCAAAAAUAAGACUACAACCUGCUUCUUCUGCAUUAUUCGCAUCGAAUCCGCUAGAAGAGGAAAUCGCCUCUUGGGCUAAAGAUGCCGGUUAUGGAGAGGUAGAAUCAUGUGUCAACUCUGGAAGGUCAGGUUGGGCGUCCUUCUACAAAGUCCAUGUCAGUCAUCCCCCCAAACCAAACAUGGCAUUUUUCGUCAAGCAUGCAAAAUCCCGACAAGCUCACGAGAUGUUCGACGGUGAAGCUCUAGGACUGAAGGCCAUGUAUGAGUGUAGUAGUCAUACUACGGUCCAGGAUGGCGUUGAUGAUAUCAGGGAUGACCAAGGUACCUCCUCGACAUCAUCCAUCGCAUCGCUCAAGAUUCCUCAAGUCUUUUAUUCGGGCGAUGUCGAAUCAUCGGAAGGUAGCAGUUCUGGUUCCUUGCUGAUUAUGGAAUUCUUGUUCCUUGGUCCAAGAAGAGAUGAUUAUGCCUUUGGACAAGCCAUGGCCAAUCUGCACCUUGCCAAUCCAGUGGAUACAGCACCAAAAGCUGGAAAUCCGUUUGGAAAAUUUGGAUUCCCGUUGGACAAUACUAUUGGAGGCACGCCGCAGCCCAAUCCAUGGACCCACUGUGGCGAGACAAAAGACUGGAUUGAAUUCUAUGGGACCCAUAGAAUCCUGCAUCAAUUGGAGUUGGCGGAAGACGAAUACUUGAUUCAAUUAUGGAAAGAAGACAUUGCUCCUCGUCUCGAUCGUUUGUUUGAGGGAAUCCAAGUCAAACCCUCUUUGUUGCACGGAGAUCUGUGGAGUGGAAAUAUUGGCUCUGUCAGGAUAUUAGAAGGUGAUGGAGAUGGUAGCAAGCCCACGAUUUACGAUCCUGCUUGCUAUUGGGGGCACCACGAGGCCGAAUGGGGCAUGUCUUGGUGUGCUUCGUUAGGAUCGACCUUUUGGGAGGGAUAUCGCUCCAUCCUACCGGAAGAUGAAGGGUUUUGGGAUCGAAAACCCCUUUACGAUGCCUACCACCAACUGAAUCAUUACAACUUGUUUUCUUCGUCAGGAUAUCUUAACAAAGCACGACGGCAAUUGGAAACAGUGAAGAAAGCAUUGGAUGAGAAGAAGGAAUGA
Cylindrotheca closterium is the source of this 1275-nucleotide messenger RNA. The record is from the annotation of a GenBank genome assembly. NCBI's taxonomy places the organism in Eukaryota, Bacillariophyta, Bacillariophyceae, Bacillariales, Bacillariaceae.